AGGGGCUGAUCGCCCAAGGAAACCUACGGGAGCUGUAGGCGAUUGUUCACUCGUUUUAGUCCACCGCCGACCAGGAUCGCUCGCUCUUUCGAACUGCUCCGGGACCGUAGAGAAACCUUACUCUCUGGGGCCGCUAAACCCACCUAAGGGUAACCUCGGAGAGUCCAAGAGCUUCUCAAGGAUAUUAGUCGUUUCUUUUUGGCUUGCUGCAGGGCAUAUUUGCUCUCUGCUCUGGUUGUUUCUUAGAAUUCGUCACCUUCUUCUGUAAAGGUUGCUACUUUGGGGCGAGAUCUCUGCCAUGGCGUUAGCAGGCGGCCUCUUUCUCCUUCUGAUGCUCGGGGCGUAUGCAUCGAACCGGAUUCCAGAGUCUGGGGAUGAUAACAGUGUUUUUGAUCUCUUUGAGCUAAUUGGCUUUGGUCGCAAGGGAGCUGCACGCAAAGCAGCAGGAGUAUAUCUGACAAAGGGGCCUGAGAUCUCCAGCGGUGCCUACCGCAUUGAGGAUGCCAACCGUAUCCCUGCUAUUCCUGACCACAAAUUCCAAGACAUUCUCGAUGCCAUCCAAGCGGAGAAGGGCUUCAUCCUAUUGGCUAACCUUCGUCCAUUGAAGAAGAGCCCUGGCACCCUUCUGGCUGUGGAGCGCAAGGACAACUCUGGCUAUGUCUUUAAGUUGGUGCUGAAUGGCAAGGCAAAAACCUUGGACCUGAGUGUCUUUCCCAAGGAGGGCAACCAGACUUUAGUGUCGGUGGAGGAUGUUGAAUUGCCCAAUGGGCAAUGGAACAACAUUACCCUCUUAGUGCAAGAGGAUCAAGCCCAGCUCUAUGUGGGGUGUGAGAAGAUGGUGAAUGCCGAGCUAGAAAUCCCCGUUCAGAACAUCUUCACCAGGGACCUGGCCAGCAGUGCCAGACUCCGCAUUGCCAAAGGGGGAGUCAAUGACAACUUCCAGGGAGUGCUACAAAAUGUGCGGUUCGUGUUUGGCACCACAUUGGAAGCCAUCCUGAGGAACAAAGGCUGUGAAAGCUCCACCAGGACAAUUAUUAAAUUAGACAACCCCAUAAAUGGUUCCAGUCCUGCCAUACGCACGAAUUACAUUGGCCACAAAACCAAAGACAUCCAAGCGAUUUGUGGAUUCUCCUGUGAUGAACUAACUAAUGUGUUUGUAGAACUGCGAAGUCUGCGCUCUCUGGUCACAACACUUCAAGAUUCACUUGUGAAAGUGACUACUAAAUAUGAUGAACUUGGUGGCAGCAAAGUUCAUAUAAGUCCUGGAGCAUGCAUCCAUAAUAAUGCUGUAUACCAAAACACCGAUGAGUGGACCACUGAUACCUGCACUACAUGUACCUGCCAGAACUCUGUCGUUAUCUGCCAUAAAGUGUCUUGUCCGAUCAUGCCUUGUUCCAAUGCCACUGUUCCUGAUGGAGAGUGCUGCCCACGCUGCUGGCCCAGUGACUAUGCAGAGGACAUUUGGUCUCCUUGGUCUGAAUGGACUACUUGCUCUGUGACCUGUGGGAAUGGGAUUCAGCAGAGAGGUCGCUCUUGUGAUCGGCUCAACCAUCCAUGUGAAGGCUCCUCCAUACAAACACGCACCUGCAAUAUGCGGGAAUGUGAUAAACGAUUCAAACAGGAUGGAAGCUGGAGCCACUGGUCCCCUUGGUCUUCCUGUUCAGUUACUUGUGGCUCUGGAGUGAUCACUAGAAUCCGUCUCUGCAACUCUCCACUUCCUCAGAUGGGUGGCAAAGAAUGUGAGGGAGAGGCAAGGGAAACCAAAUCUUGCCAGAAAGACCCUUGUCCAAUAAAUGGGAACUGGGGGCCGUGGUCACCCUGGGAUAUCUGCCCAGUCACAUGUGGAGGAGGCAUUCAGAAGCGUGGUCGUCUCUGCAACAAUCCUGAGCCUCAGUUUGGAGGGAAGGAUUGUAUUGGUGAUGCUAUAGAUACCCAGAUCUGCAACAAGCAGGACUGCCCCAUUGAUGGGUGCCUGUCUAACCCUUGCUUUGCGGGAGCUAAAUGUACUAGUUUCAUUGAUGGUUCCUGGAAAUGUGGUGCCUGCCCUGCUGGCUACCAUGGAAAUGGUAUUAAAUGCAGAGAUAUUGAUGAGUGUCAAGAGGUCCCAGAUGCCUGCUUUUUCUUCGGUGGAGUGCACAGGUGUGAGAACACUGAACCCGGAUACCAUUGCCAGCCUUGCCCACCACGUUUUACUGGAACGCAGCCCUUUGGUCGAGGCAUUGAGAAUGCAAUAGCAAACAAGCAGGUCUGCAAACCACGUAAUCCAUGUACUGAUGGAACUAACAACUGCAACAAGAAUGCCAAGUGCAUUUACCUUGGCCACUUCAGUGACCCCAUGUAUCGUUGUGAAUGUAAACCAGGCUAUGCUGGUAAUGGAGUUAUCUGUGGAGAAGACACAGAUUUAGAUGGAUGGCCAAAUGAGAACCUUAUCUGUGUUGCCAAUGCUACUUACCACUGUAACAAAGAUAAUUGCCCCAAUCUUCCCAAUUCUGGGCAGGAAGACUAUGAUAAGGAUGGAAUUGGUGAUGCUUGUGACAGUGAUGAUGAUAAUGAUAACAUUCCAGAUGAUAGGGACAACUGCCCAUUCAAUUACAAUCCAGAGCAAUACGACUAUGAUAGAGAUGAUGUUGGUGACCGCUGUGAUAACUGCGUUUACAAUCACAACCCUGAUCAGAUUGAUACAGAUAACAAUGGAGAAGGAGAUGCCUGUGCUGUGGAUAUUGAUGGAGAUGGCAUCCUUAAUGAAAGAGACAACUGCCAGUAUGUGUACAAUGUGGAUCAGAAGGAUACAGACUUGGAUGGUGUUGGUGAUCAAUGUGACAACUGUCCUAUGGAACACAAUCCAGAUCAGACGGAUUCUGACUCUGACCGUAUAGGUGAUAAAUGUGAUAGCAACCAGGACAUUGAUGAAGAUGGCCAUCAAAAUAAUCUUGAUAACUGCCCCUAUGUGCCCAAUGCCAACCAAGCUGACCAUGACAAGGAUGGGAAAGGUGACGCCUGUGACCACGAUGAUGAUAAUGAUGGAAUCCCUGAUGAAAAAGAUAAUUGCAGACUAGUUGCUAACCCAGACCAACUUGACUCUGAUGGAGAUGGACGUGGAGAUGCGUGCAAAGAUGACUUUGACAAAGAUAAUGUGCUAGACAUUGAUGACAUCUGCCCUGAGAAUGUUGAUAUCAGUGAGACAGACUUCCGUCGAUUUCAGAUGGUUCCUCUGGAUCCUAAGGGAACAUCCCAAAACGAUCCCAACUGGGUUGUUCGUCACCAAGGAAAAGAGCUGGUUCAGACUGUCAACUGCGAUCCUGGACUUGCAGUUGGUUUUGAUGAAUUUAAUGCUGUUGACUUCAGUGGCACAUUCUUCAUCAAUACAGAAAGGGAUGAUGACUAUGCUGGCUUUGUGUUUGGAUAUCAGUCCAGUAGUCGUUUUUAUGUAGUCAUGUGGAAGCAGGUCACCCAGUCCUACUGGGAUUCACACCCAACGAAAGCUCAGGGAUAUUCAGGUCUUUCCAUCAAAGUCGUGAACUCCACCACUGGUCCUGGAGAACAUCUUCGGAAUGCAUUGUGGCACACUGGAAAUACUGCUGGGCAGGUGCGGACUCUAUGGCAUGACCCUCGUCACACAGGCUGGAAAGAUUUCACUGCCUACAGAUGGCGUCUCAGUCACAGACCAAAGACUGGCUACAUUAGAGUUGUAAUGUUCGAAGGAAAGAAGAUCAUGGCUGAUUCAGGUGCGAUCUAUGACAAAACCUAUGCUGGUGGCCGGUUAGGAUUAUUUGUCUUCUCUCAAGAAAUGGUGUUCUUUUCCGAUCUUAAAUAUGAGUGUCGAGCUGAAAGCAUUUCGGCAUUUGGAAAUAGAGGUGCCGAAACACAUCCCUGUUGCAGAGGAAAGGAUUAUCAUUGGUAACAGCAGACAACAUUAACUUUGAAAGCAUUAAAAAAAAUUCAAUUAGCAUGUCCAGAAAUUUUGACACAAGUAGUUCGUCAUCUCAGACAAAGCUCGUGACUCUGCUGAUCCAAGACUCUGGAAUCUGCUCCCUGCUGAAAUAAGAGCCCCCCCAUCUCUGGCAAUUUUUAAAAGAGUCUUUAAAUACUUGUUAUCCACCCAAGCUUUUUUAACUGGACUGUGGUUUUAAAUGGUUCUAAGGUUUUUCUUUAUGAUCUAUUAAGUUGUAAACUGCCCAGAGAUGGAGGUUUGGGGCAUUAUAAAAAUUUGAAAAAUAAAUAAAAUUUCUUUUCUUACACUA
Molecule: messenger RNA, 4241 nt
Organism: Hemicordylus capensis (graceful crag lizard)
Lineage: Eukaryota; Metazoa; Chordata; Lepidosauria; Squamata; Cordylidae
Gene: THBS1
Product: thrombospondin 1
Exons: 22
Coding region: 299-3901 (1200 amino acids)
Biological process (GO): cell adhesion; negative regulation of angiogenesis
Cellular component (GO): extracellular region
Molecular function (GO): calcium ion binding; protein binding
Source: RefSeq, a predicted model, not a curated record